AUGCUGCCCCCACGCUUAACGCCGGUUCCGCGGCUUCGGAUCGUGUCUCUCGGCUCCUCUCGCCCCAUGUCGCUCUGUGCCAUGCGCGGAAAGAAGACCAAAACCGUGGCCAGCCUCGGGGAACCCCCCAUAGGCCUUGUCACGCCCUUAGAGCCACUGCUAUCUGAGUCGAGCCAGGUGGUCCAGAAGCCGAGGAAGGGCGGAAGGAAGACUAAAACCGUGAUCGACCUCGAUGACGUCCCUCAAGGAUUGGUCCAACAAUCGGGGCCGCUACCCCCCUUCGAGGAUGAACCGGAUGAGCCCGCUUACCCGACGGUAGUGCUGGAGGCACGCCGCAACAUGCAAAAGUUUAACGACUGCGUGGUGCUAACGCGUGUUGGCGGCUUCUAUGAGCUGUACUUGGAACAGGCAGAGGAGUUUGGGCCGCUCCUCAACCUCAAGGUAGCACAAAAGAAAACGAGCGUUGCUCUUGUCCCUAUGGCCGGCUUCCCUUUCUUCCAGCUGGAGCGCUUUCUGAAGAUCCUCGUGCAAGAUCUCAACCGCCAAGUAGCCAUUGCGGAGGAGUUUCCAAACGAUCCUUCGCAGAAGAUCAAAUCUGGUGGCUUGAUGCAUAACCGCAAAGUGACCCGUAUCAUCACAGCAGGAACGCUAAUUGAUGAAAGUUUCAUGGACCCCUAUGCAAAUAACUAUGUCUUGGCGAUUCACUUGCCGGAGUCAACCCCAUUGGGUGACAAGGACGACUAUGAGAAGGAUGAUAUUGCUGAGGGGAAUGCUGAGGCAUCUGACAAUGCUCCGGGUCAGCUCGGGUUAGCAUGGCUAGACCUAUCAACGGGCUAUUUCUACACCCAGCCUACUACCCUAGCUUCUCUUGGGUCCGUUCUCUCACGGGUCUCUCCUCGAGAGGUGGUUCUUGAUAGGACCCUCGAGUCUCAGCAGGGCCAUGCCCUCUUGUCUAUACUACGAGAGGAAAACUAUCUCGUGACAUACUCGCCCGAGGGAGAGCUACGACAGCUCUCCGACUGGGCCCCUAUGUUGGAGUCGGAGAUUCCACCUCAUAGCGUCGAUGAAUUCACCGAUAACGAGGUUCAGGCUGGCAAUAUUCUGCUUCACUACGUUAGAGACAGGCUGCAGGGGCUGAGCAUGAAGCUGCAACCGCCGCUCCGUCACGAGAGCAGGGAUGUGAUGAGUAUUGACAAGAACAGUAUGCGUUCUCUGGAGAUCAAGCAGACGAUCCGGGACAGUGUUUUUCGGGGCAGUUUGUUGCACGCUAUCCGACGGACCGUCACCAAAAGCGGUGCCAGGCUGCUAAACGAGUGGCUGAGCGCCCCGUCUACCUCCCUAGCGGUCAUCAAUUUCCGUCAGGACUUAGUCUCCCGCUUCAUCCAAGACGAGGACGUCCGGGACGCCAUCAUCGAGCUCCUGGGCCGAAGCCAUGACUCCCAGCGCCUGGUUCAGAAGUUUGCCCUCAACCGUGGCGACCCCGAUGAUCUGCUCCGCCUGGCCAACACCAUCAAGGCCACAGAAGAUAUUGUCAGCACUUUGCAGGCCUCCGCUCUCUCUUUGUCGAAAGAAGAUCACGUCGUGGAAUUCGAAUGCCUCUCCACCAUGAUCGACCGCAUCAGCUUAGAGCAACCUCUCAAGCUUGCCAAGCAGAUCCGCGACGCCAUUGAUGAAGAAGGCCUCGUCCAGCAGCACCAGAUCGAGGAUGACAAGACCGGCGCUAUGGUCGCCCUUGCUCAAGAAAUUGUUAAGAACGAAGGCACCGAUGAAGACGGCACUGUUAUUCCCAAGAACGCCACGGCCAAGGCGCCGCCGCCGCCGUCGUCGUCGUCGUCGUCGGGUUCGCCAAAGCGGAAGACUCCUUCCCUCCGCGAGCACUACGGCGAAGACAGCGAAGUCUGGAUCAUGAAGCCCAAAGCCUCCGCGCUGCUAGGCCGCCUGCACACCAAACUUACCGGGCUCCGAGAGGAAAAGGAUGAGCUCACCGAGACCCUCCGCACCCGUCUCAAGGCGACCUCGCUCACCCUCCGCUGGACACCAACGCUGGGUCACAUCUGCCACGUCAAGGGCAAAGACGCGAGAAGCGCCCCAGCCGCCCUUGCGCCCAUCGCCUCCGACGACACCACCCCAACAACCACCACCACCGCCUCCCCGGACGGCCCAGAAGCCUCAACGCCCGACCCAGUCCCCAUCCGCACACUCAGCUCCAGCCGCAGCACCCGCUCCUUCCAAAUCCCCGAAUGGACCGCCCUCGGCGAAUCGCUCGACAAGGUACGCGGUCAGAUCCGCACCGAAGAGCAACGCGUGUUCAACCAGCUGCGCGCACGCGUGGUUAAGUGCCUCGUCAAGCUGCGGCGCAACGCACGUGUGCUAGACGAGCUGGACAUCGCGACGUCGUUUGCGCGACUGGCGGCGGAGCAAGGGCUCGUGCGACCCGUCAUGACGCUUUCGUAUCAGAGCGUGAUUGUGGGCGGGCGGCAUCCGACUGUGGAGGGGGGCUUGGCGGAGCAAGGGCGGACGUUUACACGGAAUGAUUUGUUUUUGGGGUCGGGACCGUUGGGUCCGAGGGAGGUGGUGAGAGAGGUGGAAGAGGAGGAUGCGGAAGGGGAAGGGGAAGAAGAGGAAGGGGGAAAGGUGGGUGUCAUGCCUCAAGCAAGGGACAAAGUGAAACAACACCACCACGGCCGCAUCUGGCUCAUCACAGGGCCCAACAUGGCGGGCAAAUCCACCUUCCUCCGACAGAGCGCGCUAAUCGCGGUGCUAGCGCAGAUCGGGUGCUACGUGCCAGCAGACUACGCCUCGCUAGGCAUCGUCGACGCCAUCUUCAGCCGCGUGGGGUCCGCUGACGACCUGUUCCGCGACCAGAGCACCUUCAUGGUAGAGAUGGUAGAGACGGCCGCCAUCCUGCGGCAGGCGACGCCGCGGUCGCUGGUCAUCAUGGACGAGGUCGGCCGCGGCACUACGCCUGAGGACGGCACGGCCGUGGCGUUUGCUGCGCUGCAUCAUUUGGCUACUGUUAACCGGUGUCGCGCGCUGUUUGCUACGCAUUUUCAUGAUAUUGCAGAUUUGGUGGCGAAGGGGGGGCUACGCGUGGAGGAUGGGGGUCUGAAUGGGACUGUGGAUAUGUACUGUACGGAUGUGGAGGAGGACGAUCAGGGCGGGUUUGCCUACGUUCACAAGCUGCGCAAGGGGGUCAAUAGGCAGAGCCACGCGCUCAAGGUGGCGCGUCUGGCUGGGCUGCCGGAGCAAGCGAUCAAGGUUGCGCAGCAGAUGCUGCAAGGGACCGGAACGGAAACGGGGACAGAGACAAAAACGGCGAUGGAGACAUCAUAG
Dichotomopilus funicola is the source of this 3333-nucleotide messenger RNA. RefSeq lists its product as uncharacterized. Gene Ontology annotation, molecular function: ATP-dependent DNA damage sensor activity; ATP binding; mismatched DNA binding. The record is from RefSeq and is a predicted model, not a curated record. The transcript has 4 exons. Gene Ontology annotation, biological process: mitochondrial DNA repair; mismatch repair. Gene Ontology annotation, cellular component: nucleus; mitochondrion. Lineage: Eukaryota; Fungi; Ascomycota; Sordariomycetes; Sordariales; Chaetomiaceae. Bases 1 to 3333 code for a protein of 1110 amino acids.